Messenger RNA from Oreochromis aureus, 902 nucleotides. Its product is annotated as sterile alpha motif domain-containing protein 3. The transcript has 7 exons. Bases 96 to 902 code for a protein of 268 amino acids. The record is from RefSeq and is a predicted model, not a curated record. NCBI's taxonomy places the organism in Eukaryota, Metazoa, Chordata, Actinopteri, Cichliformes, Cichlidae.
AACUGAAACUGGACAACAAAGAACCGUGCCAUAAAAAUCCAAGGGACAGACACACAAUAAUCAGAGUUCUAUAUGAAGCUGUGGCACAGUAUACUAUGUAUCCCACAAAUUCUGAAUAUGUGCAAGCUGUGAAGACGCUGGUAAUGAAGUAUCCUUUCCUCAAGGAUCGUGAGGGAAAUGGUUAUCACACAUGGCAUAUGUCUUUGAGACGUAAAUUCAAAUCAGAGCGGGCACCACUAGUCGACAGUGAGGCAGUGAGGCGUUGUAAGGAGAAGUUUGGUUCUACGAGGAGAGGGCAGCCUAAUAAAUGUCAACGAACAAGUCAGAGAAAUGUUUGUCAGGGACCAUGCGUCCAAGGAGAAGAUUUAUUAUCCAUAGACGCCCACUUAAAGGUCUUACAGUGCCAAUAUCAGAAGAUGCAACCAGAUACCAUGGUGGUUCAUAACCGUAUGCAGCAAACGUUUGCUUGGCGGCAAAAAGAAAUUGCAGAUGGUAUGCCUGUGGAGGAUGUGUUGAAGAAGUACCCCUUCUUAGGGAUGCCUACUGGUCUGUGCAACGAACUCGGGUGGAUCCAACCAACAACGGGUAAUGUAAGCCAGCGAUUUCGUGAAGGGCUCUCAUGUGUUGCAGCAAAGGUGAUUGACCUUACACGAGGGAAAACCCCACUCUACCAGCUCUACCUUGAUGCAAGAGAGGAGGCUCUCACUGAUGACCUACCAGAUCUUGACACAAGGGCUGCACUUUUAUUCCUGCCAUACGUCUUCAAGGAGAAACUGGAUCUCUUUGUCAUACUUGGAGAGGUUCAUCCUAAAACCCCUAUCCAACUGUUCAGCUACUUCAUGAAGACUGGAAACCAGUGUUCUCCAGAAGCGCUCAAACAUUGUGAAGUUGGAUGGCAGUGA